Danio aesculapii is the source of this 1013-nucleotide messenger RNA. RefSeq lists its product as uncharacterized. The transcript is spliced from 6 exons. Gene Ontology annotation, molecular function: catalytic activity. NCBI's taxonomy places the organism in Eukaryota, Metazoa, Chordata, Actinopteri, Cypriniformes, Danionidae. Bases 69 to 998 code for a protein of 309 amino acids. The record is from RefSeq and is a predicted model, not a curated record.
GACGCAAUAUACCACUUUAAACUAGGAAAAACGCAGAUGAGACAUACGUUACCAGUUUCUCCUUAAUUAUGGCUUUAGCUUUAGGGAGAAUGUCAGCUAAUGGUGCCUUUAGGAGGGCGAUCCUGAGUUUAAACUCAGUGAAAGGGCAAAGAUUUAACAGCAGCACUUUAAACGAAGAAAGAAAAACUACUAGCUCAGGUACUAAUGGCCCAGUGGUUUCUGAGAGAAGGGGUACAGUGAUGCUUAUUGGGAUAAACCGUCCUGAGGCACGUAAUGCAGUGAAUCGAGAGACUGCUCGGAGACUGACCGAGGAGCUGUCAGCCUUUGACCAGGACAACAGCCUUAAUGUGGCAGUGGUGUAUGGAGUGGGAGGGAAUUUCUGCGCUGGAUUUGAUCUAAAGGAGUUGGCCCAUGGUUCUGAUUCCCUUGAACUUGAGCAAGAUGUCAGCAGUGGUCCUGGUCCCAUGGGUCCAUCUCGUAUGAGGCUCUCAAAGCCCUUGAUUGCUGCAGUCAGUGGAUAUGCUGUGGCUGGAGGUCUGGAGCUAGCACUGCUGGCUGACAUGAGGGUGGUCGAGGAGAGCUCUAUCAUGGGCGUUUUCUGCCGCCGAUUUGGUGUGCCAUUGAUUGAUGGAGGUACAGUGAGACUGCCGCAGCUGAUUGGUCUUUCUCGAGCUCUAGAUCUCAUCCUCACAGGCCGACCGGUGAAGGCACAAGAGGCUUUAGCAUUUGGACUGGCAAAUAGAGUAGUCCCUGAUGGCCAAGCACUUCAAGAGGCUCUUGAACUCGCAGAACAGGUCAGCGCAUUUCCACAGCUCUGUCUCCGUGCUGACCGUAACUCCGCCUACCAUGCUGUGUUUGACUCCACCUCCUUCAACCAGGCCAUGCAGUAUGAGACGGAUAAUGGCAUACCAGUCAUUAUAGCUGAAGCCAUUGCUGGAGCAGCAAAAUUCAGCUCGGGCGUUGGGAGAGGUGGGACGUUCUCCAAGAGUAAACUGUAAACAGACAGAAACUGU